Cladophialophora yegresii CBS 114405 is the source of this 4896-nucleotide messenger RNA. RefSeq names its product VPS15 protein kinase. The coding region runs from base 1 to 4896 and encodes 1631 amino acids. The transcript is spliced from 3 exons. Gene Ontology annotation, biological process: autophagy of peroxisome; macroautophagy; protein targeting to vacuole. Lineage: Eukaryota; Fungi; Ascomycota; Eurotiomycetes; Chaetothyriales; Herpotrichiellaceae. Gene Ontology annotation, molecular function: protein serine/threonine kinase activity; ATP binding; protein binding. The record is from RefSeq and is a predicted model, not a curated record. Gene Ontology annotation, cellular component: phosphatidylinositol 3-kinase complex, class III, type II; nucleus-vacuole junction; late endosome.
AUGGGCCAAGGGUAUUCCAUGACCACGCUGUCCGCGGCCUCGGCUAGCAUCGAUGUCCCUGAACUGGCCGACUUGGUGCACGAGAAGACGCUGGCGUCUGCCCGUUUCAUGAAAAGCGUCCGGGCUCGCAGUCAGCAUGGCUAUGUAUUUGUCAAGGCGGUCAUGAAACCCUACUCGUCCUUUCGGGUCCACGAAUAUGUUCGCCAGAUCACUGAGGAGAGGAACAUCCUCGCUGAGAUUCCGAAUGCAUUGGCCUACCAGCGAAUUGUCGAAGUCCCGAGUGGAGGCUUCCUCGUCCGCCAGUACAUGUUUAGCUCGGUAUACGACCGAAUGAGCACCAGACCUUUCUUGGAGGACAUCGAAAAGAAAUGGUUGGCCUUUCAGCUUCUGUGCGCCGUGCGCGACUGCCAAGCUCGCAAUGUCUACCAUGGCGACAUCAAGACGGAAAACUUGCUCGUCACCUCCUGGAACUGGCUCUAUCUGACUGACUUCUCCUCCUCCUUCAAGCCUACAAACUUACCAGAAGACAACCCGGCCGACUUCUCCUUCUACUUUGAUACGUCGGGUCGACGGACGUGUUAUAUCGCUCCCGAGCGAUUUACAUCGACCGAGAUGCCGGAUGAACAGGGAGAAUUGAACUGGGCCAUGGACAUCUUCAGUGUCGGCUGUGUCAUCGCCGAGAUAUUCCUCGAGGGUCCGAUCUUCUCCUUGAGUCAACUGUUCAAAUACCGUGCCGGAGACUACAAUCCCGAGCAUACUCAUCUCAGCAAGAUCGAGGAUCCCGAAGUGCGAGGGAUGAUCCUCAAUAUGAUCGCACUGGAUCCCGAAAAGCGGUACAGUGCAGAGCAACACCUGUCCUUCUACCGCUCAAAGAUCUUUCCCGAGUACUUUUACAGCUUUCUGCAUCAGUACAUGCUCGACCUCACGCGGUCGGCGACAGCCUUGAAACCUGUGGAGCUGACUCUUGAUAGCCUCAGCGAGUUCGAUGAGAAGAUUGAACGAGUCUACUAUGAUUCCGACAAGGUCUCCUUCUUUCUCGGCUAUGGGCCAAGCAACUCUAAGUCAUCGUCCAAAUCCCCUUUGACUAUGAGGGCGAACAACAAGGCGAAAACUACAGACGCCGACCCCAGCCUCUACGACGGAAGCUUGUUGUUUCUCACGCUUGUGGUUGCAAGCCUGAGAAACACUGCAAAGGCGUCGGCACGACUCAAAGCAUGCGAUCUGUUGGUUGCUUUUGCUGAACGUCUCCCAGAUGAAGCCAAGCUGGACCGGAUACUGCCUUAUAUUGUUGGGUUGCUGAGUGACCCGUCGGACGUGGUUCGCGCGGCGGCAAUCUAUGGCAUGACCUCGGUCUUUGAGAUGAUUGAAGUCGUCUCGCCGAUCAAUGCAUACAUCUUUCCUGAAUACAUCCUGCCGAGGUUGAAAAAUCUGGCCGCUGGUCAUUCCGGUGAACCAAGUAUCUUGGUACGGUCAGCAUAUGCAUCGUGCCUGGCUUCCCUGGCAUUGUCGGCCGAACGGGUCCUUGACAUGGUUCACGCUAUCCGUGCUGAUGGGCGGCUUCCUUCCCUACGAGAAGAUGAGCUGCCUCCCCAACAAUCCUAUCAGGCUCUUUACGACUACAGCAGACGCGAGUUCCUUCCACAUUUCGAGGAUUCAACGGUCGCUUUAAUUACAGACCCUGAACCUUCGGUAAGGCGAGCCUUACUCGGAUCGAUAUCUCGCCUAUGCGUCUUUUUCGGUAGCCAACAAACCAGCGACGUCAUUUUAACGCAUCUUAACACCUAUCUCAACGACAAGGACUGGAUUUUGAGAUGUUCUUUCUUCGAGGCGCUCGUAGGGAUUGCCUCCUAUGUAGGAGCUACGAGCCUGGAGAAAUUCAUCUUGCCUGUGAUGGUUGGGUCUUUGACUGACCCAGAGAGUUUUGUGGUUGAGAAGGUCUUUCGAUCGCUGGCUCGGAUGGCUGCGUUGGGCCUUUUGCAGAAGAGCACGACCUGGGAACUGGUCAGCAUCGCUGCCAGGUUUUCGAUCCACCCAAGCAUCUGGGUACGGGAAAGCGCUGUCCAAUUCAUUGUGCUCUCGGCCAAGUAUAUCUCUGCGGCUGAUCGGUACUGCAUCAUCCUGCCUAUUCUACAGCCAUUUUUGAAAGGACCAAUACCUGCCCUGACAGAAGAGCGCGUCUUGGACAACUUGAAGCGACCUCUGCCCAAGAUCGUGUUUGACUCGGCCAUUAACUGGGCGGCGAGGAAAGCAACCAGCCUGUUCUGGACGGCGGCAAGUCGCGACGCUGCACUGACAUUAUCCGAUCCUACGACGCCGCAAAACCCAUCAGCACUUACGAAGCGACUGUUGACCAGGAUACCGCCGUCCCAGAAAGACAAGGACGAUCAGAUUUCUCUGGAAAGUCUUCGAAAUCUUGGUAUGACAGCCGACGACGAAAUCAAACUCCUAGCACUGCGUGAGUAUUUACUCAAAGUCUCCAGGCAUAAGCUCCCAGAAGAUGCCGAUCAGCGACAUCGCAUGCUUAACAAUAUCAUCGCCCUCAAUCAAAUUGAGGUCACUCCGCAGAACGUCUUCUUCGACUCGCGCCAGCCACUCAGAGAGAGCACAGGUGGACCCAGGCAGACUCAGCAGAUGUCACGCCGGGAUGAGCGACACAGUCUUGCCGACGCCCUUCUCGACGCCUCGACGACCAUAGAUGAUCAUAGGUUGCGACGAAUAUCGCCUACGCAACAGUCCAGUGGCACAGCUACGCCGUCUACACAACCGAUGGAUAUCCAAAGUCAAAGGCCGUCAGGUGCCCGCGCCACUGCAGGCCCUGCGAUAGCGAUUGAAUCUGCAAGUGUAUCUUCCAGACCAAGCGUUUCCAGUGGGACACCGUUGAACGGAGACAAACUGUCCUUGCGCCGCAACACACCUCUGGAACUCAGGCAUCGAAACAGCGGCUUGAACCUGAUGAAUCGCGCCGAUUCAGCCAAAGCGGAGGCGGAAAUAUCCACCCUCCCAGAGAAUGCGUUUGGUAGAGUCGAGGUAGAUGGGGCGUUGCACCGUCGCAGCACGGCAGGCCCAUCAGCUUUGUCUGUGACGGCUACCGCAGCUGCAAAACCAAGAUCGGUGUCGCCUCGGCCGCAGAGCGGUGCUCGAACGCCCCUUUACGAACCCAAUCAUUCAUACCAGGGCAGUGACGCAAACGUCCUCCGUCUUUUGGACAAUCACUUCCUGGAGAACUUCCCCAUCGACCAAAUGGACUUUGGCGGCAAUCGCCCCUUCGCAGAGACCAGAACGCCAAUAAGGAGAGUUACAGACAAGUUCGGGACAGAACCAUGGAGACCUUCAGGACAGCUGCUAACCCAAUUUUCAGAACAUACGGCUGCCAUCAACAGGGUGUGUGCUGCGCCAGAUCAUGCGUUCUUCGUAACAGCGUCCGAUGAUGGAACGUGCAAGAUCUGGGACACCAUUAGACUGGAGAAGAACGUCACCUCACGGUCGCGGUAUACCCACCGCCGUGCGGAGGGGGUAAAGGCCAAGAGUCUCUGCUUUGUAGAAGGAACUCAUACAUUCCUCAGUGGUGCAGACGAUGGCAGUAUUCACGCUGUGAGAGUCGACUAUCGAAGCGUCGAGGGUGGGGAGACUUCUCGAUACGGGAAGCCAAGUCUCGUUCGAGACUACACGAUCCCUGACAAUCAUGCCGCGGACAGCAGCCACGAGUCAAUACGAGAGUAUGCUGCGUGGCUUUACCACUACCGAACAGCAAGCUCGCAGUCCAUCCUGCUCUCUGCCACCAGUAAAGGACGUAUCCUGGCGAUCGAUCUGAAGAACAUGGAAAUCAUCCACAGCAUGAACAAUCCAGUCCAUCACGGCACCCCAACCACGUUCUGCGUCGACCGGAAGCACCACUGGUUGCUUCUGGGAACGAACCAGGGCAUCCUGAAUCUUUGGGACUUGAGGUUCAAGCUGCACCUGCGCAGUUUCGGCAUUCAAACAGACUCAAGAAUCGAUCGGAUCCUGAUCCAUCCAACCAAGGGUCAUGGGAGAUGGGUCAUGGUCAGUGCUGGCGGAGAAAUCAGCGUCUGGGAUGUCGAGAAGAUGGUCUGUCGGGAGGUGAUGCGGCCCAGUACCAUCAGUCCGAACAGUAAGAAAUCUGGCUCGUACGAAGCAUGGUCGCCGGACGAAGAGAACAGUGAGAGGAUUCUGGCUCGCUUCGCCAGGCAAGUUUCAGACGACAAGGACACCACUCUGACCGAACCACAACUGCACGACUUUGGCCACGCAGCUGAUGGCUCGCCGACGAAGAAAAAGGCCCCUGCGCCACCGUCGGCAUCACUGCCCAUUCUCGCCAUGUCUAUUGCGACAGACUACACGGCGAGCUCUCACGCCGACAGCCCGAACAAGCACGCCAUUCUGUUUACCGGUGGUGCAGAUCGUGCUCUUCGAUAUUGGGACAUUGGUCGACCCGAGAACAGCUUCAUCGUCUCCGGACCGCAACUGCACGACUCUGAGGAUGCCGCGGCCAAAUACAAGUACGAAGUCUCCCACCCACUGAGCCUCAGCGCGGGCGCACAAAUCACGCUUGUUCAGGAGAAACUCCACGUUGCCGGCGAAGCACCCAGCAGGACGCCCAAGCGAAGAGCAGAUACUCCGGCCCCGACGUCUGGUGGGACGCCGAACUCUCAUGCCCCGUCGAAUGCCACCGCAAACGCCACUGCAAACGCAAGUGGCUCCUCCACACCGUCGACUCCGCAGGCAAUGAAGCCGCCGAGGAAUACCAUAAUCAGUGCCGCGCAGCAGCAGUUGCUCCGGACGCAUUUGGCUACCAUCACCGACGUGGUCAUGUUGAGGAAGCCAUACGGAUGUGUCGUCAGUGUAGACCAGGGUGGGAACGUAUAUGUCUUUCAUUGA